Messenger RNA from Cololabis saira (Pacific saury), 3056 nucleotides. RefSeq names its product archaemetzincin-2 (gene amz2). Gene Ontology annotation, biological process: proteolysis. Bases 974 to 2071 code for a protein of 365 amino acids. Lineage: Eukaryota; Metazoa; Chordata; Actinopteri; Beloniformes; Belonidae. The record is from RefSeq and is a predicted model, not a curated record. The transcript has 7 exons. Gene Ontology annotation, molecular function: metallopeptidase activity.
UACAUGACCAGGCAUGUAACACUCCCCACUGAUUAACACCUUUAAUGGUGCACAGAGUGAAACUGAUAUUGAACCGUUACAGUCUGAUUUGGAUUUUAACCCCUGCAAUAUGUAAUGAAGCCACAGUUGAAUUAAACGUGAUAUGCAAUUAGGACAGUGAAUAAAAAAGGUUCAUUCCGUUACCUGCUUUCGGUCAGCAUUUCUGCAGUCUUCAUGGACGAUACUUGGCAAAGAAAAGGGCUGACACUCCUUGUAAAACCGGCUUGGAGGGCGUCCUCUUUAAACGCUGUGGCAGUGUGUCGGCUCCACCAUCAUUUCGCAGAAAGCCAGAAUGGAAAGCUGCUCCUCAUCUCAGACUGAGCUCCCUCUCCAGGCAAGCUGAGUCAGUUCAGUCCCGUCACCGCUCCCGGUGAAGUAAUCCUUCCUGCCGACGUCUCAACGGGAGGAUCCUCGCAGGGAGCUCUCGUUCACGCAGCGUAAUCUCGAGGAGGUCCGGGCUUUGACAUCAGGAGGAGCUGCCAGCCUCGCUGCUGCUAACAGCUGAGCUAAGGACAACUUCUUCCGCUUUCGUAUUUCGCCCCGCUCGCCUUCAAGAGUGUUGAACUGUUCUCUUGUAUUUGAUAAAGUUACUUAAUAUGUAAAGGCGGAUAGAAAAUAAAAAUUGACCGCUGUCCCACGUGUAAGUUUGCCAGCAGUUCUGAGUAAUUUGGUGGCAGCGACGGCACCGUGGUGCCUUUUACCUCCAAGCCCCGCCCUCGUGUUGACAUGACGUCAUCACGCACAGCUUCUGGCUGGCGUCAACUUCACGGCAUUUGUCCUCGGAAGUGGGAAUUUCCCAGUUCCCAGUCGGAUUUUUCAACUGGAACGCCCCUCAAAGUGGGAUUUCCCACUGGGAAAGUGGGAGAGUCUUCACCACCCCCGAGUUCACAUUCCAAGAUGGCUGCCCCGGUUGUAAACAGUAGAAGAGAGCUCUAUGAAAGUGAUCCAGCACUCUGCAGAGAAGCUCAGCUCAGCUUUGGUCUCUAAUUCUCAGGACGUAGCCAAAAUUUAUACUAAAUACACAACUGAAGAAAGACGUCUUCUGGAGCAAGGAUUCCAUCCAGGAAAGCCAGAUUCCCUUUUUCACCCCAUCACUUUGCACUCCGACUCAGACUGGAUGCUUGCACACCCUGAGGAGCCACAAGACUUUGAGAGUUUCUACAGAGACCCUUAUCGCAGGAUACCUAAUGCGGGCCACAAUACCAUUUAUAUUCAAACCAUAGGUUCAUUUGGAGAAGCUGGGGCCCAGACAGACCAGUAUGUUGAGUGGCUCAGAGACUACUGCCAAGCCUUUUUUUAUGGACUUUCUGUCAAGUUGCUGCCAGCAGUCACAGUGUCUGAAACAGGAUGCACUUUCAGAGUGAACAGUAACUCACACAAUCUUCAGAUCCUCACAGGUGACCUGCUGAGAUUUCUGGAGAACAAGAAACCUAAAGAUGCUUUCUGCAUAGUUGGAAUCACAAUGAUUGAUCUAUACCCCAAUGACUCCUGGAACUUUGUUUUUGGCCAGGCUUCUCUUUGUCAGGGUAUGGGUGUUUUCAGCUUUGCGAGGUAUGAUGACAACUUCUACACACGAAGUUAUGCUGGGAGGCUGAAGAAGCAGCUCAUGCCAAGGCAGGGAGACUACUCUGUGUUUGAGGGAUACUACACUCCACCCAUUUCCAGCACUUUACUACUUCGAUCCUGCAAGACCAUGACUCAUGAGAUUGGCCAUAUGUUUGGAGUAAAGCACUGCCAGUGGAUGAACUGUGUCAUGCAGGGCUCUAACCAUCUUGAGGAGUCGGAUCGCAGACCCUUGGAUUUCUGUCCUAUCUGUCUUCACAAACUACACGUCUCAGUCCGCUUCAAAAUAGCUGAAAGAUACAAGGCUUUACUGCGUUGGAUGGAGGUGGAUCAGAGUCAAACAUCACAACCAGAGGCAGCAUCUGCUUGUUAUGCCGCACCACAGUUUCCCAAACCCAUUGAAGACUUUCAUAUAUCCAAACUGUGGCUCUGCAGGUGUUUGGACAUCCUUGAAAGUAACAAAAUAUAGCACUUACCCACAAAUGUGGACAAUGGAACAGACUGGGAUGUAUAAAUGUGGAAAAUAUUUGACUUAAAUGCAUGCAAUGUUGAUGCGAGAAUUUUCUGUGAUUUAACCGAAUACCAUUUACUUUUUAUAUGUAAAAUUGCAACAACUUGCUCCCAAAUAUCAAUUCACCCAUGUACUUAAUAUCUACAGAAAUGUAAUUUUCAUUUUUUAUUCUUCCUCUCCAAACAAAAGCAGGCAUGGGAUUUUUAAUUUAACAACCCCCAUCAACACGAUUCCUUUAAGCAUGCAUCAGUUCAAUUUGUAUGUGAAAACUUUUGAUGCAGAAUUUUGUGGUUCACUGAGCUUGAAUCAGUGACUGGCGGCAUGAAAUCAAGGUGUAUGUGGUUGCAUAAACUCUGCCACAUAUCCACAAGGCGUGGCUCAAUUCUGCAUUUUCUUUGGUCCUUUUGGCCACAGGUGCCCCCUCACAACUCUUGGCAUAUUCCAUGUCAGCAGUAGCUCCAGAAAUUUGGGCCAUAUUUGGCUCAGUUCAUGAACUCUGGGAUGUGUGUGAUCACAUAGCUCUCCCCAGAGCUUUAACAGUGCCACAAGUGCCAAAAGUAUCCCUGAUUGGGCCCAAUGGUGUCUGUGUCUGCUAACUGGUAUGCCUUUUUUUUAAUUUAAAAUUAAACAUGCACCGAGUACACAAAAUAUAUCAACAUGCUUGCAGGUUUACCACAUAACUCUUUUCAUCCUUUAGGUAUUUCUUGGGUUUGAGAAACUUGCAUAUUAGCUCUCUGCUGGUUUGAGCUCUGAGAUUAUUUAGUACAUUUUGCAAUCAAUGAUGCAAUAAAUAUGAACAAUUGAUGGUACGAGUUUGUAGGGUAGGGGGAUUGAGAGGUUUGUUGUGGUGUUAUUAUUAAACAAAUUUUAUUACAAAGAACAAUUGUUUGACAUGUAAGAGUGCUUAUUAACAAUAACAUUGGUGACAGCAUAAUUAAAGAUA